Messenger RNA from Lates calcarifer (barramundi perch), 938 nucleotides. It is a transcript of the gene mrpl17, whose product is annotated as mitochondrial ribosomal protein L17. The record is from RefSeq and is a predicted model, not a curated record. NCBI's taxonomy places the organism in Eukaryota, Metazoa, Chordata, Actinopteri, Centropomidae. Gene Ontology annotation, molecular function: structural constituent of ribosome. Gene Ontology annotation, biological process: translation. Bases 219 to 716 code for a protein of 165 amino acids. The transcript has 3 exons. Gene Ontology annotation, cellular component: ribosome; mitochondrial large ribosomal subunit.
AAGUCGGACAGAUUUAUCGACGCACCACCAAUGUCAAACACAGCACUCUCCACAUUGACAUAACUGACCUGAGCCCUUGAUCUUGUUUUGAGGUAACUGCCUAAUUACCUACACAGAGGUUAGUUUGAGGAGUUUAUACGCUGUUUACUCACCCGCUGUUGUAGUUUGGUUUCCGUUUCUUUGUCGCGGACUCUCGCCGAGGAAUCUGACCGGACAAGAUGCGCCUCACGCUGCAAAUGUUGAUCUCUCACGGCCGGGUGGCCCGGAAGAUGGGUAUGGGUCCACAGUCCCGGAUCAACAUGCUGCGGAACAUUUUGACAGGACUGGUCCGACAUGAGAGGAUAGAGACCACGCUGGCCAGAGCAGAUGAAGUUCGCUUCUAUGCCGAAAAGUUGAUCGACUACGCCAAAAAGGGAGACACAGAUGAGAAGGCGAUGAAAAUGGCCAGUUUUUGGCUGACGGAAAAGGAUCUGGUCCCAAAGCUCUUCAAGGUCCUUGCUCCGCGGUUUGAGACUCAGUCGAGUAGUUACACACGGAUGGCACGCAUUCCCAACAGAGCAAACCUGGACAGAGCCAAGAUGGCCGUCCUGGAGUACAAAGGCAACCCCUUCCCACCUCUCUAUCCUGUGAAAAAGGAGAAUGAACUGACUCUCAUCAACCAGCUGCUCAAAGGCUACAGAGAGGACAGGGCACAACAGCUUACUUCAAAAUCAUAAUUCAUACCAUUGGUGUUGGAUGAAUGGUCACUGAAGUUUGAUGGUUGGCUGUACUACAGAGUCACUUGCAGAUUGUGCCCUAUAGAGACUGAUGUGUUUCUUCACCAGAAGAACAUUUCAAAAAUUACAGAAGUCAAGUACAGUUCUGUGUGAGAACAUUUGUGUUUAAUUAUGUGUUAAUAAAUGUGAUUUCGUAACAGAAAUAAACAGAUUUUCACUUUA